UUGGCCAGCAUCCAGCCGAUGCUCGCGAGCAAAAGUGUUGUAUCGUCACACUAGGAUCUCGUGGUUUCGAGGAGCAGUAGGAAAAAGUAAACAAAACUGAUCAGCUGAUAUCAUCAUGGCGCCCGGAGAUCGUCGAACUGUUGCAAGAUGUGCUGCGGUGAUGUGUCUUCUUGGAGUCUUACGUGAAUGCAAGAGCAACAAAAAACGUUUGUGGGUUCGAGAGUGGCUCAGGAAAGAGAGGACAAAGGUAUCUUUGACAACUUGUGUCGGGAAAUGAGGUUGGGAGAUGGCGCGGCCUUCUACAACUACCACAGAGUGAACAAAGAAGAUUUUGAUUAUCUCUUGAGGCUUGUUGGGCCCAAGAUUGCUAAGCAAGACACCAGGAUGAGAAAGGCUAUUCCACCAGAACAGAGAUUAUCAGUCACAUUGAGGCACUUGGCCACAGGUGAAUCAAAAACAUCCCUGGGAUAUUCCUACAGGAUCAGCCCAAACCUCCUUUCAAGUGUCAUUCCUGAGGUGUGUGAGGCCUUAUAUGCAGCUCUGCAACCUUUAUAUAUGAAAAUGCCUACAAAUGAAGAGGAAUGGCUUCGCAUCCAAGCAGAAUUUCAUUCUCUCUGGCAGUUUCCAAAUUGCUGUGGUGCUUUAGAUGGGAAGAGAGUUCUUAUAGCCAAACCUUCAAAAUCAGGUUCAACAUAUUAUGACUACAAAUGUUAUUUCAGCUCCAUACUUCUUGCCCUUGUCGAUGCGAAGCUGAGAUUCAUUUAUGUAGAUGUUGGUGGUGCAGGACGUGCCAGUGAUGAAGGUAUAUGGGAGAAAUGCUCUUUGAAAAGGGCACUUGAUAGGGAUUUGGUGAAAUUUCUUCCUCAUAAGUCCUUACCUUUUUCGCAGAAAGCAUGCCCAAGUGUGAUUCUUGCCGAUGAUGCUUUCCCUCUCACUACUACUUUAAUGAAACCUUACCCUGGUCGAGGACUGACCCAUGAGAAAAGGAUGUUCAACUACAGGCUCUCUCGUGCUAGACGCACAUCAGAGAAUGCAUUUGGUAUACUUUCUGAGAAAUUUAGAAUAUUUAAGCAGCCGAUUAAUACAUCUCCAGAAAACAUCAAUUCAGUUAUUUUAGCUGCAUGUUCCCUUCACAAUUUUUUACGGACCUGUUCACCAAACACAUAUGCACCAGCAGAAAUGUUGGAGCCUGAGGACCACUGCAAUGGUACUGUCCAGUCUGGUGUUUGGCACCAGGAAGAGCAUGGUGGUAUGAUAGGCCUACUGCCGAUUCCUAGGCGCCCACAGAAUGAUGCUGCAGUUGUAAGGGACACUUUCAUGGCCUACUUCAAUGGUGAAGGCAGAGUUCCGUGGCAAGAGCAGAUGGCACUAUUCCACUAGGAAGUUGUAUUUUAUAGGUUUUGUGUGUAAAUGUAAAAUGUAUUAU
This is a messenger RNA of Macrobrachium nipponense, 1426 nucleotides long. RefSeq lists its product as uncharacterized. The coding region runs from base 187 to 1380 and encodes 397 amino acids. The transcript is spliced from 2 exons. The record is from RefSeq and is a predicted model, not a curated record. NCBI's taxonomy places the organism in Eukaryota, Metazoa, Arthropoda, Malacostraca, Decapoda, Palaemonidae.